This is a messenger RNA of Cyanidioschyzon merolae strain 10D, 1236 nucleotides long. RefSeq names its product similar to dTDP-4-dehydrorhamnose reductase. Gene Ontology annotation, cellular component: methionine adenosyltransferase complex. The record is from RefSeq and is a predicted model, not a curated record. Lineage: Eukaryota; Rhodophyta; Bangiophyceae; Cyanidiales; Cyanidiaceae. Gene Ontology annotation, biological process: S-adenosylmethionine biosynthetic process. The coding region runs from base 1 to 1236 and encodes 411 amino acids. The transcript has a single exon. Gene Ontology annotation, molecular function: methionine adenosyltransferase regulator activity.
AUGCACUGCUACCGUACAGUAAAGAACGCUCGUGCAAUGCGUAUCCCGUUUCUCGCUAUCCUGAAAGACAACGGCUCCUCGAGCACACAAUAUCUCAGCAUGCAGGAGUCGAGACGCUCUCAUCAAGCAGCGCAGCGGCUCCAGCGCCCUGCACGAUUGCCCGACGAAACGCCUGGGGCGCGCCCCGAUCAAAUACCCGAGACACGCCAUGCGCGGGAAACCUGGGGCAGUACUGUUUCGCCUGCAAGUAGGAGGGUGCACUCAAGUGAUAUCCAGAACUUCCCGCAGCCUGGACACGAGUGCCAACAGGUCGCUUCAAGUAUGCCAGACGAGAGCGCUCAAGUUCGUUUUCUGAUAGUCGGACGCACCGGUUGGAUCGCCAACAUGGUUGCAGAGCUACUUGAGCAGCGCGGUGAGCGGUACGCGUUUGCGAGCUUCCGUCUCGAGCAGCGCGAGGCCUGUGAGCGCGAACUGGACGCGCUGUGCCCACAGCGGGUCCUGAACUGUGCUGGGGUCACUGGGCGUCCGAACGUCGACUGGUGCGAGGACCACCGGCGCGAGACCGUCCGCAGUAACGUACUGGGCGUGCUGAACCUGGCGGACUGCUGCGCGUCGCGCGGGAUCCACCUCACCAACUUUGCUACCGGCUGUCUAUACCACUACGACGACGGCGAGCACCGGCCGACGGCUGAGGGCGGCAGGCCCUUCACGGAGGACGAUCCGCCGAACUUUUUCGGUAGCUACUACAGUCGCACCAAGGCCAUGGUGGAGGAGCUGCUGCGCAGCGCUUUUGACAAUGUGCUCAUCCUGCGACUGCGCAUGCCCGUGAGCGACGACCUGUCGCCGCGCAGCUUUGUCACGAAAAUCGCACGCUACGAAAAGGUUGUGAAUAUCCCCAACAGCAUGACGGUUUUGACGGAGCUGCUGCCAGUGGCACUGGAUAUGAGCGAGCGCGGCCUUACGGGCGUGUACAACUUUACCAAUCCGGGUAGCAUCUCGCAUAACGAGGUCCUGGAGCUUUACAGAAAAUAUAUCGAUCCAAAGUUCCAAUGGAAGAACUUUACGCUCGAGGAGCAGGCAAAAAUCCUCAAGGCCGGCCGCUCCAACUGCGAGCUCGACGUCCGCAAACUGCUGCGGGACAAUCCCGGUGCCCAGAUCCGCGAGGUCCACGCCGCCAUGGAGGAGGUCUUUCGGCGCAUGCAGGCGAAGGGUGUCAAGCCGCUGGUGGCGCCCUAG